ACUACCCAGUCACAUGAGUCAACGGCCGGUCAGUUCCUCCAGCGUCAUGCCUCUCCUCCGCCCCGCGCCUCCGGCUCACACCGCCGCCCGGGCCCUCCCCUACCGCCAGCUCUUCACUCCCCACAACCGACUAAACCCUAAACCCUCCUCCUCGCCGCCCCUCACCUGCCUCCGCCUCCGCCCCCGCCCCGCUCCUCCGCUCCGCGGCAUUCCGUCGAGGAGCGGGUGCCGCGCGGCCCCCGCCGAUGCGACACCCUCCCAGUCUCUGGGCGGCGCCGUCGGAGGCGGCGUGCGCGGGGCCCUGGUGCGCGUGGGGGAGGCUCUGUCUCUGGGGUUCCCGGUGUGGGUGGCGUCGGCCUGCGCGCUUGCGCUGUGGCGGCCGCCGGCCUUCCUCUGGGUCGGCCCCCCCGCACAGAUGCUCGGCAUCUCCUUCACCAUGCUCGGAAUGGGAAUGACAUUGACGUUGGAUGACCUGAAAACUGCAUUAUUGAUGCCUAAGGAGUUAGCUGCUGGGUUUAUACUUCAAUACACGGUGAUGCCACUGUCAGGAUUUUUUGUGAGCAGGCUGUUGAAAUUGCCACCCCAUUAUGCUGCUGGAUUGAUUUUAGUGUCAUGCUGCCCUGGAGGCACAGCAAGCAACAUUGUGACCUAUUUAGCAAGGGCAAAUGUUGCUCUUUCAGUGCUGAUGACAGCAGCAAGCACUUUUGCUGCAGCGUUCAUGACUCCUCUCCUGACAUCCAAACUUGCUGGACAAUAUGUUGCAGUAGAUCCAACGGGAUUGUUUAUGUCCACAUCUCAGGUUGUCCUGGCACCUGUCCUUCUGGGUGCUCUACUUAAUCAGUAUUGCAAUGGUUUGGUUCAAUUAGUUUCCCCCUUGAUGCCAUUCAUUGCUGUAGCAACAGUAGCUAUUCUCUGUGGCAAUGCUAUCGCACAGAAUGCUUCAGCUAUCCUAGCAUCUGGGGUACAAGUGGUUUUAUCUGUUUGUUGCUUGCAUGCAUCUGGCUUUUUCUUUGGCUAUGUUCUUUCCAGAUUACUGGGCAUUGAUACCUCUUCGUCACGAACAGUCUCUAUCGAGGUUGGCAUGCAGAACUCAGUACUGGGUGUAGUCCUUGCAAGCAAGCAUUUUGGUAAUCCUCUCACUGCAGUUCCAUGUGCUGUUUCAAGCAUCUGCCACUCGGUCUACGGUAGCAUUUUAGCUGGGAUCUGGAGGUCUAUGCCUCCAACGGACAAGGGAGAAUAGUGUGUUGGCCAUGUCAGUAACCUGAAUUUUCUGUUCUCCCGGCGAUGAGGGAUUUACCUCCAUUAGACCAAACGUUGAGAUGGCUGGUGGUUACGCCAUCAGGAGCAGCACGUUGUCUAUGAUCUGCUGCAGUAAACACAUCGCAGUGACAUGAUCUAUAAAACACCAAGCUUGGAUUAGACUGGUUUUAGUUGUCUUUUGGGAGGUGCCUUGAAUCUGAUCAGCUGUUUAGUUUUUCAUAGGUGCAGAUGAAUAAGUAUGGUUUCCAUUGGACUCAGAUAGUUUAGUUCGUGGAAACAUGAUUUCUGUGGAGGUCCACCAUGGUAGCAUGCUUAUUGCACCUUACCCUGCUA
This is a messenger RNA of Phragmites australis (common reed), 1593 nucleotides long. RefSeq names its product probable sodium/metabolite cotransporter BASS1, chloroplastic. Bases 14 to 1240 code for a protein of 408 amino acids. The record is from RefSeq and is a predicted model, not a curated record. The transcript is spliced from 8 exons. NCBI's taxonomy places the organism in Eukaryota, Viridiplantae, Streptophyta, Magnoliopsida, Poales, Poaceae. Gene Ontology annotation, cellular component: membrane.